Molecule: messenger RNA, 1783 nt
Organism: Solea senegalensis (Senegalese sole)
Lineage: Eukaryota; Metazoa; Chordata; Actinopteri; Pleuronectiformes; Soleidae
Gene: s1pr5b
Product: sphingosine-1-phosphate receptor 5b
Exons: 2
Coding region: 297-1526 (409 amino acids)
Biological process (GO): G protein-coupled receptor signaling pathway
Cellular component (GO): membrane
Molecular function (GO): sphingosine-1-phosphate receptor activity
Source: RefSeq, a predicted model, not a curated record
CACUUCACUCUCCGUUUGACUGUGAGGCGCAUGGUGCUUGUGUUUGAAUUCCCCUCGCUAAAGAGCAAAUGAAGAGCAGAAUCAGCAGGGUUUGGACCCACUAACCAGGACAAGUAGAGCCCAAGAGCACCGUCUUUUGGCAGAAGGGACAACAUCGAGUGUUUCUCUGAGGACUGCACCUUGUGCGUCUUCUGUUUCUGGGACAAAUCCUCCAAAGCCCCAAAUGUUAAAAGCAUGUCAGUGAAAAUGACUUUAUAGCCACUGACAGGCUGAAGAGAAGAAAGGCAACAUAAACCAUGGAGGCUUGGAGUUCUGCAUAUACAGAGACGUCCCCCUCUGCAUCCAUAUUCCCUACAUUCCCUACUCCCCCCUCUCCUGGCUACUUACAGUUCUUCUGGGAGUACCAUGACAAUUCUGUCAUUGUGGAACAUUACAACUACACUGGCAAGCUACAGAAAGACCGCUACCGUGAGGGUCUCAAACCUGAGGGCAUUGCGUUUCUGGUGGUGUGUCUCCUCAUCGUCCUAGAGAAUGCUGUGGUUCUCAUCGCCAUUUGGAGGAACAAGAAGUUCCAUCUGCCCAUGUAUUACCUGUUGGGUAACCUGGCUCUUUCUGAUCUACUGGCUGGGAUUACAUACAUGGCCAACAUUAUCAUGUCUGGACCUAAUAGUUUGAAACUCACACCGUUGCUGUGGUUCCUCAGGGAGGGAGGGGUUUUCAUCACUCUGGCUGCAUCUAUCAUCAGUUUGUUGGCCAUCGCAAUUGAGCGCCAUGUUACUAUGGUGACAAUGAGGCCAUACCACGGAGCAAAGCGAGGGCGGAUGUUGGCACUGAUUGGUGCAAGUUGGGCCCUCUCAGGCUUUCUAGGGGUCCUACCAAUUCUGGGGUGGAACUGCAUUCACAGGCUGGACCAGUGUUCAACAGUUCUCCCACUUUAUGCAAAGAGCUACAUCCUCUGCUGCGUAUCCGUGUUCAGUGCAGUGCUCCUGGCCAUCGUGGUGCUUUAUGCCAGAGUUUUCCGCAUUGUCCGCAUCAACACACAGCGUCAGCGGCUGGGACUGUCGGGUAGCAUCCGGAAAGGCUUAGCAAGGAAGUCACAGAAAUACAUCGCCCUCCUCAAGACAGUGACCAUUGUGCUGGGUGUCUUCAUCGCCUGUUGGCUGCCCCUCUUCCUUCUCCUCCUCCUGGACUUUUUCUGUCCAAUCCGCAGCUGCAGCCUGCUCUACAAGGCUGAUUACUUCCUCGGAGUAGCUAUGGUCAACUCACUCCUCAACCCCAUCAUCUACACCCUGACCAGUAAAGACAUGAGGAGAGCCAUUCUGAGGCUGCUCUGUCGACCAUGUCUGAUGACCAGAGAUGGACAAGUGAAGAAGAUCGGGAUGCCAUUCCUGGAAUGCAGUUUCAGUAAGACUGAGGUGGCUUCCCAGAAGUUAGAGGGGGGACUGGAGACGACCAUUUCCUCUGGGAAUGUUAUCACCACACCCUCUCCAAUUAAAGCUCUUUACCCCAAACUCUUCAAAUCAUAAUCACGCAGACUCAAGGGUUGAGACCAAAAAUGUGUGAAUGGGUUUCCCACUAAACAGAAGACAUUAUGUAGCAUUAGCAGUAAUAACAGAUGUUAUGGAGGAAUUAAGUACAAUGAAAAAGAUCUUACCAUGGCACGUCAAAUGUGCUGCAGUUACAGCAAUAUAGGCACAUCAUCAAACUCCAAAGGAAACUUAAUUGUGGAUUGAAAUGGAUACUGCUCAAAUAUAAACAAACCUUAACGAUUGAAUGCAAGUGA